Molecule: messenger RNA, 1041 nt
Organism: Colletotrichum higginsianum IMI 349063
Lineage: Eukaryota; Fungi; Ascomycota; Sordariomycetes; Glomerellales; Glomerellaceae
Product: Aldo/keto reductase
Exons: 3
Coding region: 1-1041 (346 amino acids)
Cellular component (GO): cytoplasm
Source: RefSeq, a predicted model, not a curated record
AUGUCACCUCCAGCAAGCCUUCCCGCCCGCCGCUUGGCCAAGACGGGCCCUGAGAUUACCGCCAUCGGCGUGGGUUUGAUGGGACUCAGCGUCGCCUACGGCAAGCCAUUGCCUGACGAAGAACGUCUCGCCUUUCUCGACCGCGCGUGGGAGUUGGGCGCCACGAACUGGGACACGGCCGACGCCUACGGCGACAACGAGGACGUCCUCGGCAAGUGGUUCGCGCGGCACCCCGAGCGCCGCGCCGACAUCUUCCUGGCGAGCAAGUUUGGCCUGCGCGUCGUGUUCGACGACGCCGGCUCGUACAGCGUCAAGAUCGACAGCUCGCCCGCGUACUGCCGCGAGGCGUGCGAGCGCAGUCUGCAGAGGCUCGGGGUCGACAGCAUCGACCUGUACUACGUCCACCGUCUGGAUGAGGUGACUCCCAUCGAGAAGACGAUCGAGGAGAUGGUCAAGCUGAAGAACGAGGGCAAGAUUAAGUACCUGGGCAUCUCGGAAUGCUCCUCAGCCACCCUCCGCCGCGCCCACGCGGUCCACCCCAUCUCGGCCGUACAGGUCGAGUACAACCCGUGGUCCCUCGAGAUCGAAGGCGCCACCGGCACGAACCUGCUGCAGACCUGCCGCGAGCUCGGCGUCACCGUCUUCGCCUACUCGCCGCUCGGCCGGGGCAUCAUGACGGGGCGGUUCAGGUCGGUCGACGACUUCGACGAGGAGGACGUGCGCCGGAAAAUGCCGCGGUACGCGGGCGACAACUUCCGCAAGAACACGGAGCUCGUGGACAAGUUCGCCGCGAUCGGCAAGGAGAGGCACGGCUGCACGGCGGGCCAGCUCACGCUCGCCUGGCUGUUGGCGCAGGGCGAGGACGUGAUCCCGAUCCCCGGCACGAAGCGGGUCGAGUUCCUGGAGGAGAACAUCGGGGCGUUGAAGGUCGCGUUGGGCGAGGAGGAGGAGAAGGAGCUGAGGCGGUUGGUCGACGAGGCGGACGUGCAGGGAGAGCGCGGCGCCUUGCUUGGGAACUACUCUGAUUCGCCGGCUCUGUAA